Molecule: messenger RNA, 195 nt
Organism: Saccharomycopsis crataegensis
Lineage: Eukaryota; Fungi; Ascomycota; Saccharomycetes; Ascoideales; Saccharomycopsidaceae
Exons: 1
Coding region: 1-195 (64 amino acids)
Source: RefSeq, a predicted model, not a curated record
AUGUCUCCCCACCGCUUUGCUCAAAGUGAAAGUGCAGUUUACAGUGGCAUUACAAGAAGUAUAUCAAUCUCCAUUGGCGCUUUUGGUUACAAAAAAUCUCAUCAGCCAGUGGAAACUCCACUAUCUUCAAUACUUUACAGUUCAAGAAAUUUCCCAUGUUUAUUGUUCAAGAAUAUCAACUAUUUAAAUCAUUGA